Molecule: messenger RNA, 837 nt
Organism: Melanaphis sacchari
Lineage: Eukaryota; Metazoa; Arthropoda; Insecta; Hemiptera; Aphididae
Exons: 3
Coding region: 350-802 (150 amino acids)
Source: RefSeq, a predicted model, not a curated record
ACAGCUGUAAUGUAGUUGUAAGCGCUCGUUCGUCGCGGAAACGUCUGAGAAGCACUGACACUGCGCUCUUUCGCAGUAAUAAUAAUUAAUAAAAUAUUAUUAUUAUUAUAAUAGUAUUUCCGUAGUUCCGUUGUAUUGGUGUCAUAUAAAUAAUUUACAUAAUAUAGACGGCUCAUGCUCAUUACCAUUCGUGAUUUAAGCGAAAGAUCUAUAAAACAAUAUUAUUUUUAACAUGCGACACGACAUAGACUAUUAUUAUACAACAGUGUUGCUACCACGGCUCAUGUUUAACCGAAUACGAUGAUGUCAAAGACGAAUAUAACGUAAUUGUUUUACAAACUGGGCCGUAAUGAGUUGCGUUCCUUGCGUAGAUCCAUGUAGUUCUGUGUCCAAAGAUGAUUUGGACAGGUGGACGAACAGUCUAAAACACGUUUUGGCUAAUCAAACAGCCACGAAAAUGUUUGAAGACUAUUUGCGUGUGUGCAAAUUGGAUUCUGCGGAAAUGUUGGAGUUGUGGAGAAUGUGCGACAGUCUACUGCGCUACGUACAUCACAAGAAAAUAGAAAACGAAUCGUCAAAAAUUUUAAACGACUACAUCGCCAUAGUAGAAUGCGCCAGCGAUGUGGAGGGAUUGACAGAACACCAGUUACGCCGGUUGGAGGAGACUAAAAGCAGUGGGCCAAAGAAGAUAUUAGCCCGCGUUGAGAAACUACGUCAGACAGCUUACGAACUGAUGCAGCAUGACUAUGGGUUGUUUAGGAAAAAGUUAUUAAAGGAUCAUCACAAGAUCGCAAAAAAAUAAUGUUUUUGUUUGUCUCAAAAUAUUAUUCUCUUAAC